UUUUCACAGUUAUCGCAAUCGCAGUGCCUGUAAAUUCUAGAAUAAAAAGCAAACAACAUAAAAUCAUUUGUAUUUUUUGUCCAAGUAAAACACAACAAAUUCAACGAGCAAACGUGCAAAAGUGAGAAUUCAUCAAUUCCAAUACUGUUUCGGCCAAAUUACGCAUAAACUACAGACGACGCCGCAGCGCUUCACGAAUUUCAUCACAACAACAAAAUGUUGCUAAGAUUCGCAUUGUCGACGGCUGCUCGCCCCAGCAGUCUCCUCGUGGGAAAGUCAUCGCAGGCUCUGCUCCAGGCCAAGCCCAGCCUCAACAGCGUGCGCAACUAUGCACGCCAAACCGUUCGCUCCACCCGCGCCCCCGUCGAGCAGGCCCGCGCUCCCACACUGAAGGAGAAGCUGAUGGCGCCUCCAAGUGCCAACGCUUACUCGAUGGGCAAGGGCGCUGCAGCUGGCGCCGCUGUCGUCGGACUUGGAGCCCUUUGCUACUACGGCGUCGGCAUGGGCAAGCACACAAGCAUUGCGGACAACGCCAUCAUGUGGCCACAAUAUGUCAAGGAUCGCAUCCAGUCCACUUAUGGCUUCUUUGGCGGCUCCUGCUUGCUGACCGCCGCUGCUGCCGCUGGCGUCUUCCGCUCCCCGCGUCUCCUCUCCUUGGCCUCUCGCGGUGGCUUGAUGGUGCGUGAGCUAGCAAAAAGAACCUAUUCAGCAGCAGGCUGCAAAAUCACACCUGAAAGGGCGACAAUUGCGCAGCCAAAGCAACAACAACAACAGCAGCAGCAGGGCCAAGUGUCUGAGGAGGACUUGACCGAAAUGGAACGACGCUACCUGAAGAAUCCGUUCGCCGACUUUGCAGGCGGCGAAAAUACGCCAUUUGCCAGCGAUGACGAGCACAUCAAGACCCUGAUCUGCACCUAUGUGGACGCCAUACUGGAGCACUGUCAUCCCAACAGCGACGAGGAGGACAAUCGUGGGGAUCUGUAUGUGGGCAACGCUGGCAUUGCGUACAUGUUCUGGAAACUGCAGAGCUCUGAACAGACUCGUGAUCUCUAUCCGGCUCUGGAGCAUGCCGCCGCCUUUAUACGCAAUGCCAAAUCGAAUGCCAAACGCUAUAAGAAACGUUCCGCCGAACGCUAUUCGUUUCUCUGCGGCAAUGCUGGCAUCUAUGCGGUCUCCGCAGCCAUUUCGCAGGCGGCCAAGGACACCGAGGAGCUGUCCAAUGACCUGGCCAACUUCAAGUCGGGCAUACCCUCGAGCAAGGAGUUCAUGCACACCAAAUACGGCUGCGAUGAGGUGCUGGUGGGACGUGCUGGCUAUUUGUCCGGCUGCUAUUGGCUCAACGAUGUGCUGCCCGAGAAGAAGAUCACCGACGAUGAUCUCGUCUCCAUUUGCCAGCUAAUCAUCACCAGUGGACGCGAAUACAGCAAGAUAAACAACUCACCGUUGCCACUAAUGUAUCAAUACCAUGGCACCGAGUACUUGGGUGCUGCCCACGGACUCUGCUCCAUACUCCACAUGCUGUUGGACAGUCCCUGGUUUCGCACCGUUCCCAUUUCGGCGCCCGCUGCCGAGUUGCGCGAUAUUAAGCGAUCCAUCGACUAUUUUCUGGAGCUGCAAGAUUCCGAGGGCAAUUUCCCCGUGGCUCUGGAGGAUUUACGUUCGGGUCGUGAUAAGCGUUUGGUGCACUGGUGUCAUGGCGCUCCUGGCGCUGUCUAUGUGAUGGCCAAGGCCUAUUUGAUCUUCAAGGAGGACAAGUAUUUGAUUGCCUUGCGUCGUGCCGCCGACUUGGUCUGGAAGAAGGGAUUUCUGCGCAAGGGGCCGGGCAUCUGUCAUGGCGUUGCUGGCAACGGUUAUGUCUUUCUGCUGCUCUUUCGCCUGACCAACGAAAUGAAGUACCUGUAUCGGGCGCACAAAUUCAUGGAGCUGCUAACGAACUCGGAGUUCAAGCAGCGCGCUCGCGUUCCGGAUCGUCCGCAUAGUUUGUAUGAGGGCGUCGCCGGCACCGUUUGCUUUCUGGUGGAUCUGCUCGAGCCGGAGCAGGCGCACUUUCCCUUUAUGGAUGUUUUCCACUAAAAUGGGGAAUCCAAUUAUCCCCUCCCCACACACACACACACACACAUCCAUUUAAAUCACACACCUCAAAAGAAAUCAGGGAGUUCGCAUUCGAUUUUCUAGUCAUACUCAUAAUUUAUGUUACUUUUUGAUUUAGUUUUUAAGUUGGUUCUCUUGUUGACCAACAUCAGAUCUCAGCGCCCCAUUCCCACUCAUCAUCAAUCAUCACCCAAGCCUCUCUUUAAUCACAAUCACAAUUGUGUGCGUGGCGCCAAUCAAACCGAACGCAGAAUGUUGAUGAUCAUUCUCAUAUCAAAAUUCUCUGUGCUUUAAGCUAAGCAAUUAAAUAAUAAUAAUUAUAUUAAUAUGCAUAAUAUUCAUAUAUAUAUAUAUAUACAAUACGAUAUACAAUAUAUAUUUAUAUACAAUACUUACGGAUACACACAAACAUCUAUAUAUAUAUAUUAAUAUACUGUGCUUUAUACCUUACGAGUAAACUCCAUUAAGAGCUCCAAAAUUCGAUUGUCAAUAAAGAUACAAUUUAAAUCACC
Messenger RNA from Drosophila sulfurigaster albostrigata, 2603 nucleotides. Its product is annotated as lanC-like protein 3 homolog. The record is from RefSeq and is a predicted model, not a curated record. Gene Ontology annotation, cellular component: plasma membrane; mitochondrial inner membrane. Gene Ontology annotation, biological process: carbohydrate metabolic process; peptide modification. Bases 217 to 2073 code for a protein of 618 amino acids. Lineage: Eukaryota; Metazoa; Arthropoda; Insecta; Diptera; Drosophilidae. The transcript has 5 exons.